GGAGGAGAGAGACAUGGAGAGAGAGAGUGAGAGAGAGAAAGGGGUUGAGAGUGAGAUAAGGGGAGUGGAUCAUUAUGAAAACAAUGAAUAAUAUGCAAUUAACGGGGGGGGGACGUGCUGUGUGUGAGGUUAACUUGAUAAAUUAUACAUUUUUUUAUAAUCCAUGAUCUAUCAAGACAUCUGAUUAAUGUCUACAUGUUUAGGCAUUGGUCCAUUAUAAACCACUCACAUUGAUUUUUCUUUGUAAUCCUUAUGACAAUGCCACGAUCCGAAAACUCGGCACAUAUACCAUUUGGUUAAAAAUCUUCCUCAGUGUAAAACCUACGAGUAAUUUCUCAUUGGAAAAAGAAAGCAAAAUAUUAUUUCAAUAACGAACGUAGCGAUGAUGCUUAUUCUUUGCACAUUUACAUUGAAUUGUACAAAUACUUCGACUACUCGUUACUAUAGUUACAUGCAAUUAGAUUAUCCUUUAUACCGAAAGCGUAAAUGUGUUCUGCUAACAGUGUCUCGUGAGAUUGGAGUGUGGGGAACAAACACAUAAUGAAGGACCAAGACAUGGUAAAAGGAAAAAGAAAGAAGAAAUAAAUAAAUAUAUUAUUCGGCAUAAUGACAUGAAGCCUAAUGCAUUGCAUUUAUUCACCAAGUUAUUCGUGUUAUAUUCCAAUAGUAUAAUGCUCUUAUUUUUGCUUCUUUUGAUCAUGAAUUAUACAGUGUACUACAUUCUUUAAGAUUUGCAAUGGAUUUUUGUAACAGUAUUAUGAUUUCUUGGCACCUGUCAUUUUUAUGGUUGAAAUCUAAUUAUAUUUCUUGCUUUUCAAAUACUAUUUUGAAAUUGGUUUGCAUUUCAACGCCCAUCGGCAUUCCCAGAUCAUUAAAUGUCAGUGAUAUUAUUACAGCCAUGAUAUUCACGAACUUUGGGUGUCUAUAAAGUAUAAAAGAAACAUGACAAUUGCAUUGUUUGCUUAAAAAAUACAAUGUUUUCUUAAUAACAUUGGGUAAAACCAGUCUUGAAAUAUCACGAAUAUUGUAAAAUGAAAACAAAACAAAAAUAAGAUAAAAAAUAAACCAACAUUCCUCUCGACGUCUUCCGAAUGUCCAAUCUCGACUACAUGUCAAAGCAGUUACACCCCCUCAACGUCUAGAGAGAGGCAUGUUGGACUGAGCACUCGGUGUGUAAAUGCUGUACUUAUGUGAAGUGCGUGUGACGUAUACAUGUAUAGGGCAAAGGGUGAUACAACGAUACAAGUCAUGCAAAGAAGCAAUAAUAAUCAUACUCAUUAUGAAUAUAAAGGUAUAAAAAAAUAAAUUAGCAUAAUUUUGAUAAACGAAUCAGGUAGGGGAUAUUUAGACGUCAAAAAUGUAAGGAAAACAUUCAGCCUUCAAAAUAUUGUUAUAUUAUGGUGCGUUUUGGGGAAAAGGUAUUUUUAUCUCAUUUAUCUUUGUAAUGAUACUUCUAUAACUAUUUGUUGUUCAUUAAUAUAUUUCAUUUCAGAGAGGAGUUGUUGUACGAACCAAGAAGGCGCCCGAACAUGAUCGUUGCCACUCAGACGAAUACAAACGCCAACAGUGUAUUACGAUUUUACAUCACUUCAAAAACCCAGAGACACGAAUUUAACAACGGCACUCAUUUUAUCAUGAACGAGUCGGUGUAUAAUUCAUUUCCACAUAACUCACCGUUUCGACAUAAAAGAUUCAAAAAGUGCAGUUUAGUUGGAAACAGCGGAUCGUUACUGAACAAUUCAUGUGGAGAAGAAAUAGAUGAUACAGACUUUGUAUUUAGGUGUAAUGCGGCUCCGUUACAGAAUCACAACGAAGAUGCCGGCUUUAAGAGCAACUUCACAACAUUUAAUCCUAGUAUUUUCUUUAAAAGAUUUGGUGGCCUUGCCAAUGAAAGCAACCUCUCGGAAUUUCUUCAUCAAAUGAAAGAAUAUUCCGGGUAUCUAUGGUUUCCAUGUUUAAGCAGCCAUAGGUACACGGAUAUAUGUCUUAACGCUUCUUUCUUCUACAACAAUUCUGAAAAUCAGUUUGUGGUCGGUCACCCGGAACACUUUAAAGCAAUCUGGCAAUUCUGGAAAGACCGUAAUGUCACUAAGAUUAUAUCAACAGGUUUUUAUGUAACAAACUUUGCCUUAACGGUAUGUGACGAGCUUCAUCUGUACGGCUUCUGGCCAUUUCCAAACGAGUUCCGCUCUGAGGCCAUGAGAAACGUUCCCUAUCAUUACUUCGAUGAAGAGCAUUUUAGUACCUCCCACGCCAUGGGCGAUGAAUUCAUGAACCUACUGCAACUCCACGAGCUCGGGAUCCUAAGACUUCACACAAAUAGCUGUGUGAGGUGAUCGAUAUUCAUACUCACCAGGCCAGGGGCACCAGGCCACUCAACCCACUCUCGCCUGUUUUCACUUACUUCUAUCAUGUCUAUUGCUAUCUUCAAGACCCCUUUUCCAAACACAAUUAUAUAAAAGGCAAAUAAAUAAAGAUUGAUCUUACCAUGGAUCCUACUAUAGCAUCCAUGAUCUUACAAAGGUUUGAGUGUUUAGAGAUGAAAUCAACAAUUGCAACAGCCUAAAAUAUUUGCAAGGCGGGGGGGGGGGCACGCCACCACACUAGGAAUGAGGUUAAUUGGUAAACCUUUUAUGGGUUAAUGUAUACAAUAAGGCGUAAUUUAACAUAAUGUCGAUCAAAUAAUGAGAAGGGUAUAUUUCUUGUUCUUUAAAAAAAAUUCCCGAAAGGAAUUAAAUUUCUUAAAUUUAUUGACUCGCGUUAUGGCAUUCGAUUUUCCACACUUUGGUCUAGUUUUCAUGUGAUUCCUCGAUAGGUCUACAUAUUUUUUAUAUUAUAUAAAGUUUAUACCUGUAACACAGGAAAUACAAUAUUAAUCCUGUAAAGGCUAUAGACCUACAAAAUUUACAUAUUCUAUACAGUUUAUACCUAAAUAUUCAAAUAAUUGUAGUCGAGUAUCCCCCCUCCCCUUCCGAUGAACAUGCCAUGCAUGUUCAUAGGGGGGGAGGUAAAUGACAGUUAAGAGAAAGAGAACGAGGAAAAAACCACUGAAGAAAAACUUGAAAAGUAG
Messenger RNA from Lytechinus pictus (painted urchin), 3070 nucleotides. Its product is annotated as CMP-N-acetylneuraminate-poly-alpha-2,8-sialyltransferase-like. Gene Ontology annotation, biological process: oligosaccharide metabolic process; N-glycan processing. Gene Ontology annotation, molecular function: alpha-N-acetylneuraminate alpha-2,8-sialyltransferase activity. NCBI's taxonomy places the organism in Eukaryota, Metazoa, Echinodermata, Echinoidea, Temnopleuroida, Toxopneustidae. The transcript is spliced from 5 exons. The record is from RefSeq and is a predicted model, not a curated record. Bases 1530 to 2336 code for a protein of 268 amino acids.